CUCAGAAAAAAUCAAAACGUCAUUUUUACAACGAAGUGGUUUUAUACUGUUUGCUGUUAUUUACAAUUUUUCUUUAUUUUUUAAUCAUUUGUUGUUUUAUUUUUGGAAAUAUAUUGAACGAGACGGAAUUAUGGAGAUUUCACGAAGUGCUGCUAACUUUCCAGAAUGUGAAAUAUAUAAAAAGAAGAAAGUUGAAAUAGAAGUUAACCAAGAACAGGCCCUAGAAAUGUUCCAAGGCCUAGACGCGGUAUGCCCGCUGUUUGAGGAGAAAGUGCACAACUACAAGCUGAUGAAACACGUGUCUUUGUGCACUAACGAUCUGCUGCGGUGCCGGUGGAAGUCCAUGGUUCGGAAUAUUGAGGGAUGGAAGAAGCAGCCUUACCAGUUCUUACAUCUCAACGAUUUCCACUUCAACAACUACGCAGUCCAGUACAUCCCGGCCGAGACGGUUGCGAACUGGCCGACGUACAGGGUCCACUUGAAGUGCGGUCCCGGAGUCGAUGCCUACGGACAAAUACCUAUACCUAGUGAUCUGAAGACUUAUCGUGCUUAGGUUAGGUUAGCUUUUGUUUUAGGGUGCAUCUACACGGUGCAUGUAGUCGGAGCAAGUUAACAUGCGCAAGUGACAAGAGCACGCGGGUGGGUAUAUUGCUCUGGUACAUGCGCGAGUCGCUGGACCCGCACGUUUAUAAAAUGCAUGUAACCUGCGCAUGUGCCUCAACAUGCGCAAGCUACUUGCACCGUGUAGAUGCAGCCUUAUUUGUAUUCCGUCUGUCUGUAUAAAAGCUGUCACAGACUUCAGGCCUUGAUUCUGCUAAUAAUAUAAAACGAGUGAUCUGAAGACCUUUCGUGUUCAAGAUGGUAGUUUAGCUUUUGUUUUAUUUGAUUUCUGGUGGAAGCUGUUUCAAACGCCAUGUAGAUCUAUACUCCAUUUGCAAUCUUGAUCCUUACGACUUUUUAUUCAAAAAGUCAGUUCAAAAAUAAAAUGCGGGUUUUUCAAUUUUGAUGAAUUGAACAAUAUUUUAAAUAUGUAAUUGAAUAAUUAUUUUAAGCAGUAGUUUCUUUGUUCAAUAGGUAUGUAUUUGAGUAAAGUCCUAUCAAGAUUAUUAGGCGCCUACUCGAAUGGAGCAUUACGGUGCAUCCAUCACAACGGCUUUGGAAACUCAGUAGAAUAAGAAAUUCGUGAAAAACCGGGGCACAUGGUAACAGCUACUAUGUAGUAACUGAGCUACAUAUAAAAAGCUGAGUACUUAUAUAAAAAUAUUGCAUAUAGGUAAGCAUAUCAAAUACUAAAGCUAUGAAAUAAAAACGCGUGAUACUCUUUCAAAAUAACAUUUAAAUCAAUUAUUUAACUAUUCUCUGAUAUGAUUGAUUUUGAAAAUAUACAGAAAGCAGUAGGCAGAACGCCUUUUUAUUUCAUACAGGGACCUACUAGUGCCCCGCUCCCAGUUUUAAGCCUGCUACAUUUCAUAAAUAGUGAAAGAUGUUUUUUGUAACCGAUUGUAUGGUCACAGUCGUCAUAGUAGGCACGGCGGCAACGCGAAACCGGUUUACUGACGCGAGCGCUGCGCCAAGCGCGUAAGAAUAGCUAGUACCCAUAUUUAGCUGAUUUUAGGGCGG
Molecule: messenger RNA, 1620 nt
Organism: Helicoverpa armigera (cotton bollworm)
Lineage: Eukaryota; Metazoa; Arthropoda; Insecta; Lepidoptera; Noctuidae
Exons: 3
Coding region: 131-553 (140 amino acids)
Source: RefSeq, a predicted model, not a curated record